AUGACCACCAACGCCAUCAACCAGCUGGAUAACGCUCUCCUAUGCCUAGGGCGCAUUGACAUGGAAACUGACUUCGGCUAUGGCUGUCUAGGGACAAAUCGCACGUCCUUCACGCAGCCGCCACCAGGGACGUCCUGGGUGUUCUGGACGCAGGGGAACAGUUUCGCCCCAUCCCUUGCCAACUUGAGCGGAGUAGACGUCCGAUUAUAUCGUCCAUCUAUCGGCUAUAUUCGCAGAGGAUGUUCCACCUUAUCGGUACCGUGCAGCAGAGGUUCAGAAUUACCUUUGGCAGUACAGAAAUCGUCCUAUAGGAGCGGGCAGAGCGCACAACGAUGGGGCAAACAAUCAGCCCAUAUCCUUCUCUAA
Molecule: messenger RNA, 366 nt
Organism: Aspergillus welwitschiae
Lineage: Eukaryota; Fungi; Ascomycota; Eurotiomycetes; Eurotiales; Aspergillaceae
Exons: 2
Coding region: 1-366 (121 amino acids)
Source: RefSeq, a predicted model, not a curated record